Molecule: messenger RNA, 3627 nt
Organism: Haliotis rufescens (red abalone)
Lineage: Eukaryota; Metazoa; Mollusca; Gastropoda; Lepetellida; Haliotidae
Product: solute carrier family 13 member 2-like
Exons: 14
Coding region: 132-2003 (623 amino acids)
Biological process (GO): monoatomic anion transmembrane transport
Cellular component (GO): membrane
Molecular function (GO): transmembrane transporter activity
Source: RefSeq, a predicted model, not a curated record
CUUUUCGUGCAAGUACUGAAUGUUUUGCCGUCUUUAUGCUCUUCUUUCGAAUAAAUGAUGCUGGAUAGCGUCUCUGAACGAAGUAUGCAACUAAACACAAACAUCAAAUCAGCUGUGUUUGAUUUUUAGAAAUGGCGAGAGAUAAUUAUACCGUUGAGACGGACAUUGCGUCAGCUUCACGUGCAGGGAGCAUAUCACGUGACUUCUGGGCAAUAAAGAGGACGCUGCUGGUGGUCUUUUUGCCCCUGGUGCUUUUACCUCUACCCAUACUCUCGGACUCUACGGAAACAAAAUGUGCCUACGGCCUUGCCCUUAUGGCCGUGUUUUGGAUCACGGAGAGCCUCCCCCUGGCGGUGACCGCUCUUCUGCCCAUGGUUGUCUUCCCUUUGUUCGGGGUCAUGAAGGCGACUGACGUUGCCGGGAACUAUAUCAAGGAGACCACCAUGUUUGGUUUUGGCGGCCUUACAAUCGCCAUUGCCGUGGAGAACUGUAGACUGCACAAGAGGAUCGCUCUCAAGACGCUUACCCUGGUCGGCGCCCAGCCUAGGUGGUUGAUGCUUGGUUUCAUGCUGCCGACGUGGUUCCUGUCAAUGUGGAUCAGCAACACCGCCACCACCGCCAUGAUGACCCCCAUCGUGAGCGCCGUCAUCGACGAACUCCGACAAAUCAAUCAGCGAUCAAGAGAGGGCCAAGUGGAGAAUGCCAUCGAUAUGGAACAAGGGAUGACCAACGGUGGCUACGUCGGGGACAAAUUCGACAACCUCGGGGAUAAAGUCGACACUCACAUAAAUGGCGAAGUCUCAGCAGAUACACAUCCUGAAGAAACGAAAGCCAGCACCACAGGGAUAAAUGUAACAACGCCCCCUCCCACGCCCUUCGACCCCACCGACCGAAGCCACGACUCCCCCGAGUUCAGUAGACUCUGCAAGGGCUUUUGUCUCUGUGUCGCCUACGCUGCCAACGUGGGCGGCACUGGGUCGUUGUCGGGGUCUGGACCUAACCUCAUCAUGAAGGGUCAGGCGGAUAUAAUUUUCGAAAAGUACGGUCUUGAUUCGGGCGUGAAUUUCCUCACAUGGAUGAUAUUCGCCCUGCCGGGGUCGGUGAUCUGCUUAACGUUGGCGUGGAUGUGGCUGCAGACGUUGUUCCUUGGGAAGAAGUCGCUGUUGUGCUGCAUGUCAAAGACGGGUGAUGGCCAGAAGAGAGUGACAGCCGUCAUUAAAGAGGAAUAUAAAAAACUGGGCAAAAUGUCUUUUGCUGAAGCCGGCGUUCUCGUCCACUUCGUCACGCUGGUGUUGGCGUGGCUGACGCGGAACAUCCCCUACGUCGGGGGGUGGGACCAGUUCCUCCCCGCGGGGUAUGUUGGAGACUCAUUGGCUGCCAUUUUGAUCUGCGUCAGUCUGUUCGUCUUUCCGUCCACACGUCCGUCAGUUUUUUGUUGGCGAAAAUCAGGUGCGCCCUCACAGUCCGUGACCCCACUGCUGACCUGGAACGUCGUGCAGAACAGGUUCCCCUGGGGGGUGCUGCUGCUCAUCGGGGGAGGGUAUGCUCUCGCUGAUGCCUGUGAGAAAUCAGGGCUGUCUCAGUGGAUCGGCAACCAGCUGACAGUGUUCAGCUCCAUGGACCCCAGCCUCAUGAACCUGGUGCUGACGUUGUUGGUAGCAGCGGCUACCGAGGUGACCAGCAACAGCGCAACGGCAGCAUUGUUGUUACCCAUCAUGGGGAAUCUGGCCCUGUCUCUGAACAUGAAUCCCUUGUUCCUGAUGUUCCCUUGCGUGAUCGCAACCUCAUUUGCCUUCAUGCUGCCAGUGGCAACACCGCCGAACGCCAUCGUGUUUGCUAACGGUUACAUCAAGGUGUCAGACAUGGCAGUGGCUGGUUUUGGUAUGAACGUGGUGUGUGUGUUGGUGCUGGCCCUAGCAACCAACACGUGGGCCGACGCCUACUUUGAUCUGUUCACACUUCCGCAGGGGUUUCCUGCGAAUUCGUCUGAAGCUGUUCUCUAAAACUGUGGACUAAAACUGUGGACUAAUACUGAGGAGUAACACUGUGGAGUAACACUGUGGAAUAAUAGUGUGGUUUAUGAAGCUACUUGUACACAUCAGAACUCAUAGCAACACCAUUCGUCCACAGUUGCAGGUCUCCGAUGGGCUACGAGAGUGGCUAGGAUCCCUGUUCGUAUACAAACUUCCUUUUGGCAAAUUUGUUUCACUCUGAAAUGUGCUGGUGUACCACACACGCGCGCGCAAGCACGCACUCGCAUAGGGUGCCAUGGCCCUUUUUUCUCAAAUCGAUCUUAGUGAUGAGACUAAAAUACUCUGUUAAUCAGGGGGGCCAAAGGGCUUCACCUGCCAUCAAAUGAUGGUGGGGCACCAUACAUCGGUUGUAUGACCAUAUGUCAGUACAAUGUUGGUGGAGAACCAAUAAUAUUUGCAUAAUUUACGCGAGAAGGCCUUUAGCGUCAGUAGGUCUCCGGAAAACCUGACAAUGUCUAGCUAUUGAUAUUGUUAAUCCUGGCUGAUAUGAUGACAUAUACCUUAAAUGUCAUCCUGAUUGAUCACACCUCAGGUAAACAAAUCAUUGUGAUCAAAACCCACUUCAAGUCACCAAGGAUAUGUGAUCAACACCCACAUUAAGUAGCCAAUCACUUGUGAUCUUCAACCCCAAACCAACCAAGCGUAGUUAACACCACAAUUAACAAAUCAUGUGUGACUGAGUCUCCAGUUGUUCUUGGCUUGUGAAUCUAUAUUUUCAAGCUUCUCUCCACCAGAAAGACGCCAAAGGUCUGGUCUGAGCCAUGAUCGAUUUCAAUCAAGAGCAAAAGUGGUAAUUAAUAAUAAUAUGUUAUCCAUAUAUGUUAUCCGAGUUUAAGAAAGAGAUGAGUUUAUAUAUUUUUCGUGAAGUGAAUAGAAGGGUGUAAGGCAUCGACAACAACAACAACAACAACAACAAAAACGUUUAUUUCGCUUCAAGGUCAUACCUAUGGCAUUUUGAAGGUACGCACAAUAUAUUUAUGUGACACGAGGUAUAAGGUAUAACUGUGACACAAUCCUACAUUUAAUGAAAUAGAUUAAGGAUUUCUUUUACAAACUGUGCCAGUUUUCUUUGUUCCAAUAAGCUUUCAGUAUUUAAUAGCAUAUCAAGUAAUAUCACACAAGGUCAUGUAAAAUAUUUCUUGUAAAUAUAUAAUUUACUCAAGUUAUGCGAAAAAGAACACAUUAAUAAACAGUUAUACUCGUCAGCUAAAUCAUUUUUAUUACAGUGACAACUGUUACAACCGCCUUCCCGUGGUAUAUUUUCCCAUCGCUCCGUUUCUGUUGGUAAUCUAGGAUUAGUGGAUCUGAUUUUUAUAGUAGGGAUACUAUGUUUUAAGGGUAGUCACAGCAGAUAACCUUAAGCUGUAUUUAAUGUUUAAAUAAUAGAAUACUGCCUUUGAAAAUGUGUUUUUCAAACAUGUCCAUAUCUGGCUAAUCUAAUCAAAGAUACGUUGUUUGAUAUCUCAGUUUAAUACAAUUAGGAGAUAAACAUACUGUGUUUUCAAUGUAGAGCUAGGUUACCUGGAGAUUUAACCGCGCUAAAUUGAAUUUGGAACCGAACGCGCAGCGUGAGGUUUCAAAUGUUAAUUUUAGU